AUGUCGAAACGUGAGGGUGAUACGCCGGAUACCGGUGAUGAAGGGCAGAAGAAGCCCGCUAAGAAAGGGAGGCUUGCGGGAUUGCUGGGGAAUAGAGGGACGAAAGCGCUUCCGACUGGGAGGAAAUCUAUUUCUACUACGACGCCGGUCUCGCCUGAGAAAGAGGCAACCGAAGAUGUUCGGCCUGAUGGUCCCUCUGUUGAUACUACGAGGGUGUCCCCAAGGAAGAGCUCGAGAGGGGAGUCUACUAAGACUUCAGAAACGGUGCAGCCGAAGAGCGUUUCAGCGCGAACAAGAAGGAAGUGUUCCUUGGGAGAGAAGUCCUCCGCCAGCAAGAAGAGCACCUCUACAAGGAGUGUAAAAGGGAAAGGAAGAGCCAAAACACCUUCUCCCAAAGUAAGUCCCAUCUAUAUAUAUCUCAUCUGUGUCGUCGUGACUAAUUGAUGAAAUAGGCACCACCAGGACCGUCACAGGAUGAGGAUAAUCCCUUCAGGGAGGACACUAAUACGAGAGAGGAGGAAUCGGAGCCGGAUUCUGACUCUCAACGGGAUCCCGCGAAGGGUGGGAAAGUAAGACAGGACACGGUUCCUGAGGAUGUUGAUACUACAAUGGUCGAUCGGCCUGAUGACGAGCCUGAAAGCGAAGUCGAGACUACAGCAGUUGAUCAAGGGGAUGACGAGCCAGAUACUGAACCCCGAACCACGGUCAGAUCUCCAUCUCCAGAAAGCGAGGAUGUCGAAAUGGUUGCUCAGCCUGGCCCCGAUGAUCAAUCAGAUAGCGAACCAAGAGCCGCGGUCAUACCCCCCGAUUCAGAUGAUAGCGAACUCCGAACCACGGUCCGACCUCCCGAUUCAGAUGAUGAGUCAGAAAGCGAGGGACUCGAAGACAUUGUGGUUGCUACGCCUGGUGAUGAUGGUGAUGAUCCUGUUGCUAGUGAUAGGGAGGAGAGCACAGGGCUUAAGACUAAGACUACUACUACUAGAGGUGGUAAGAAAACCGUUCCGACAAAAACUACCGGUGGUAAGAAGACCGUUACCACAAAAGCUACGGGUGGGAAGAAGACCGUUACGAUAAAAGAACCCACUCCGAUCAAAACUAGGGGUGGUAAGAAAACCCCUGCGACAAAGACUAGGGCAACGGCGGGUACUAGAAGAUCAAGCCGGAUUGCUGCUGGUGGUGCUCCUGGGGGCGGUGAUGACGACAGUAGCAGCAGUAGCAGCGAUGAUGGUGCUGGUGGUGCUGGAGGAAGAGGCGGACAAGGUACUGGACGAGGAGGCGGGCGGGGAAGAGGCGGCGCGAGAGGAAGAGGUGGUGCGCGAGGAAGAGGGGCAGGAAAUAUGGCGAACGGCGGUGUAGAAAGAUGUGAAGGAAAGACGAAGAAAACCAACUUCAAAAGACGUUGUAAGCUGAGAAAGCGAAUGCCUCGAAAACGGUAUUGUCAUCACCAUAGACCGAAUGACUGGCAACCUCUGGUUCCCGAUGACAAUGCUGAUAGUGAUGGUGGAUCUGAUUCUCAAUUCGAUAGUGAGCUUGAUCGGAUGAUUGGGGCGACUUAUCGAGAUGAGCCUACUUCGGAAGAAGGCGGUGAUGAGGGAGGAAAUGAUCAGGGAGGUGAUGACCAGGGAGGCGAUGAUUAG
Hymenoscyphus albidus is the source of this 1637-nucleotide messenger RNA. The record is from the annotation of a GenBank genome assembly. Lineage: Eukaryota; Fungi; Ascomycota; Leotiomycetes; Helotiales; Helotiaceae.